Formica exsecta is the source of this 1290-nucleotide messenger RNA. It is a transcript of the gene Fkbp12, whose product is annotated as peptidyl-prolyl cis-trans isomerase FKBP1A. Bases 194 to 523 code for a protein of 109 amino acids. The transcript is spliced from 4 exons. Lineage: Eukaryota; Metazoa; Arthropoda; Insecta; Hymenoptera; Formicidae. The record is from RefSeq and is a predicted model, not a curated record. Gene Ontology annotation, molecular function: peptidyl-prolyl cis-trans isomerase activity.
AUAAUCUCAUGAUCUGGAAUCACUGGAAAUUAUUAUCUGUGGAUUGUGGGUAGUAUCAGUCAGGUAGUGUCAUUUUACGUGAAUUUUGUUCUCUGUUCCGAGUAAGUCGAUUCGGUUCAGGCGAUCAAUUCUCGCGCGAACCUUGCUACUUUGAAAAGAGAAUUUCAUCGUUGUACGGAAAAAAUUCGUAGUCAUGGGCGUGGAUGUCGAAGUUCUGAGUCCUGGUGAUGGUCAAACCUAUCCAAAGACUGGGCAAACAGUAGUUGUACAUUACACAGGUGAUUUAUACAAUGGAAAGAAAUUCGAUUCUAGCAGAGAUCGCGGUGUGCCAUUUAAGUUCAAAAUUGGCAAAGGUGAAGUAAUUAAAGGUUGGGACCAAGGAGUCGCGCAAAUGUGCGUUGGGCAAAGGGCUAGGCUAACUUGUUCUCCAGAUUAUGCUUACGGCAGUCGAGGCCACCCUGGAGUUAUUCCACCAAAUGCCGUCCUCAUAUUUGAUGUGGAAUUACUGAAAGUGGAGCCUUGAAAUACCUCUUAGAAUGUACCAAACUGACCAAAUGCAUUUCAAUAUAAACAAAAAAAAAUAAAAACAUGCAUCAAAUUAUAUUAUGUUAGUAAUCGUUGCAUGAACAUAGCAUAUAUGCCAAUACCUUAUAGCGUUUUCAAGUGAAGCAAAUUUGAUCGCUCUGAGAGCGAUUAAUAACGUCAUAAACAUCGUCUUGGGUUACUAGAAAUAUGCUUAUUUAUAUUAAUCAAAUUCAAAACUUAUUUUUGGUCGAACAUAUUUUCAUGGAAAAUUGGAUUUAAUCGGAGCAGUCAAAUCUUACUUCACUCGAAAACGCUAUUAAUUCAAUCGCUCGAUCAUUAAAAACUACAUUGCAUUUUUCACAAAAUAACGUAUAAAACAUUAAGAUUAUUUUAGCAUUGCGUGAAAAUGAAAUGUGCACAAUGCAUACUAUUAUGUUGAUAAUAUUCAAACAUCCCUAUAAAUGUUAAACUUCAAAAAUGUAUACUACUGCGUGUGUUUAAUUAUCAGCUCUCCAAGAGAUGUUAUUUAUCUUCUGCACUUCAUUUAAAAUUGACUAAUCAUGUGCCUACGAUGAGCAGUUGAAGUCUCAAAUAUUCACCAAAUAUACAAUAACUUGUGCUCAUUCCAUUCAAAUAUUAUGUAUUUGGUAAUUUUUCAAAUAUUUUGUACAAAACUCAAUGAUGUAAAGAAACAGUUACACAUUAAUAAUUGAGACCUUUACAGACUAUAUGAUAAAGUACAAUAAAAAAUGGUUUUGCCUCAAA